ACUCCCAAAAUGAUUACUUUCCCAGUACUUUGUUGCUGAAACUCGCCUAGGCUCUUGCUUCGCCUAGCCAUGGAAGCAACCACUUCGGUGUUUAUCCACUCAAGAACAGCCUCCUUUGGUUUCACUUUAACAAACAACCAUGAAUUUUCUCUUGGGCAUUUCAACAAACAGCUACCGAACCACAAUUUUCGCUCUCGGCAAAACCCCUGUCCUUUCAGAACUCCAUUAAGUUUUGUUCUUCCUCUGAAAAGAACGAGAACCCAUUUUUUAUCGCCUCUUAAAUGUUCAUAUUCUAAUUCAACAAGUGCGGAUUCUUCUCGCAAGCCAUUGCUAGAACCCUUGAAAAACCUCACCUUUGAUUCACUCAAAACAGCCCUUCUAAAAGUAAGCCCCUUCGAUAUCAUCAAGUGGUCUGGUAUCUUAUCUAUUGCAAUUGCAGCCACAAAAUGGACUGUGAAUUUACUUUUAAACCCCUUCUUUUGGAUGUACUUUAGCUGGACUUGGUUGUUUUGGCCUUGGUUUGUGGCUAUUGCCGUUGGUGCUUAUGGCUUAUAUUGUUUUAGAAAGUAUGCGCGAGGUGAAGCUAGCAUAUUUGAGCAACUUGCCGUUGUGACCUCUGUGUUUACAUGGUUAACACUGGUGCCUCCAGCCCAUUUCAAUGGCUACCUCGAAGGUUGGCCUUUUGUCUUCUUUUUUGUGUACCAUUACUUUUUUUUCUUCAAUGUUAGUGUAAGAAAACGGUUAUAUGGCGACUACUACGCUCGCGAACAUGACCCCAAGUGGGAUAUAAGCCUGCCUAACUGGUCUCGCCUUUUGUUUUGUAUUGGAGUUAUCGUUGGCCAUUGGCUUGCAGCAUUUGAAGGGCCGGAGUUGCAUAGAAUUCCUGGUGGGUGGAACAAUGUAGGAGUGUGGAUUUUGAUAGUGCUGACUUUGUUAAUGCAAUAUAAUUCGACUUUUUACCUGGCAAAAUACUCAGAGAAGGUGGUGGUGCCAACUGCUGUUGUCCAGUUUGGACCAUAUAGGUGGGUGCGGCAUCCGGUAUAUGUUUCUACAAUGCUUCUAUUUGCAGCAUAUUGUGUUGCACUUCGGGCACCUUUGAGCUUGCUGUUUGUUAUAGCAGUGUGUUUGGUGUAUUAUGAGCAGAAGGUGAAAUUAGAGGAGGCUUUGAUGGUGGAGACUUUUGGAGAAAGGUACCUGGAAUAUGCAAACAAAGUUAGGCACAAAUUCAUUCCUUUUGUAUACUAGUGGCACAGACAUGAUUGUCAAUGUGGGGAGCUGUCCUGUGACCAAGAUAAUGAUGUGGGAUGCGAGUUUGUAUGACCUUGUAGGUAGUAACAGUACAUACUGCAUGCAUUAGGGAUUUGAGCUCCAUUUAUCAGUAUUCAUCAAGCUUUUGGAGGGUGUUAAUUCUAGUACCACACUUUCAUGUAUCUAUAAUACUCUAGUGAAAGCCGCAGCUAUAGCUCCCCUUUUCGUUUAAUGGUUAGAGGCUAUUUUGUGUUUGAAGUUGUAUGUAAUUGGUCAAACUGCUUUGAACAAGGGACCUCAUUCGUAGUUUUCAGCUACUGCACUUUAAAUGAUAAUUUUGGUACUGGUGCUUUUCCAGUGUCGCAAUCUUAAUAUAGAA
This is a messenger RNA of Mangifera indica (mango), 1627 nucleotides long. RefSeq lists its product as uncharacterized. Lineage: Eukaryota; Viridiplantae; Streptophyta; Magnoliopsida; Sapindales; Anacardiaceae. Bases 70 to 1245 code for a protein of 391 amino acids. The transcript has 2 exons. The record is from RefSeq and is a predicted model, not a curated record.